AUGGGGUUGGGAAUGAAAAAUGUAAUGGUCCCGGUUAUUGAUAUGAAAAAGUUUCCUAUAGAAACAGAGAACAUGUUGGAUGCAUGUAAAGAAUGGGGUUGUUUCAGAUUGAUCAACCACAAAAUUUCGUCCGAGUUAAUGAGGGAAAUGAAGGUUGUGUCUCGAUCACUCCUCGAUCUUCCCAUGGAGAUCAAGGAGAGAAAUGUUAACCCCGUGGGGCGCCAUGGCUACACGGCACCCCGCCAAGUCACACCUGUUUUCGAGGCUUUGGCAUGCCAUGACAUGGCUGCCCCUCAUUCUCUUCCAACUUUCUAUGAUCAACUUGGUGCCACUCCUCAACAAAGGGACAUAAUCUCGAAAUAUUCCGAAGCCAUACAUGAGCUUUCGAUGGAGUUAGCCCGUAAAUUAGCACAAGGGUUGGGUUUGGACCUCAAAGAAAAUGAUAUUUUUAAUGGCUGGCCUUGUCUGUUGAGAAUUAACAAGUACAACUACACGCCAGAAUAUAUUGGCUCAACCGGAGUUUACCUCCACACUGAUCCCGGUUUCAUCACUAUCGUACAAGACGAUGAAGCUGUCGGUGGGCUUGAGAUUUUACACAAGGAAACCGGUCAGUACUCUUACGUAGACCCUAUGCCCGAUUCCUUAGUCGUCAACCUCGGAGAUCUUGCAAUGUUAUGGAGCAAUGGGAGGCUAUGGAAUGCAAGGCAUAGAGUACAAUGCUAUGAAGGAACGGCUAGGGUUUCAAUCGUGUUGUUUAUGUUUGGGCCGAACGAUGAAGAAUUAUUUGCACCAGAAGAGUUUAUCGACUCGGAACAUCCCCGAUUAUACAAAGCCAUUAAAGCAGAUGAUUAUUGGUCACUUCGGAUUGCUAACCGCUCUGCAACCGGAGCUGUCGAUCUACUACACCUCAAAGAUUAA
Impatiens glandulifera is the source of this 918-nucleotide messenger RNA. RefSeq names its product 2-oxoglutarate-dependent dioxygenase DAO-like. Gene Ontology annotation, molecular function: indole-3-acetaldehyde oxidase activity; dioxygenase activity. The coding region runs from base 1 to 918 and encodes 305 amino acids. Gene Ontology annotation, biological process: auxin catabolic process. The record is from RefSeq and is a predicted model, not a curated record. Lineage: Eukaryota; Viridiplantae; Streptophyta; Magnoliopsida; Ericales; Balsaminaceae. The transcript has 3 exons.